AUGAAUAUUGAAAUGGAUGGUUCUUUUAAUUUUUACCUUUUGGAUUUUAAUAAUAAGGAAGAUUUUGAAUAUCAUGAUAAUGAAGCAGAUUUUGAAUAUCAUGAUAAUGAAACAGAUUUUGAAUAUCAUGACAAUGAUAAGGAUGAAGACCUUGACCCAAAUAGAGUCCUUGAAGAGGAAAAUGAAGAGGAAGAGGAAGAUGCGUUGAUAACUUUACCUUCACGUACUAAGAGAAUAUCUAAA
Funneliformis geosporum is the source of this 243-nucleotide messenger RNA. NCBI's taxonomy places the organism in Eukaryota, Fungi, Glomeromycota, Glomeromycetes, Glomerales, Glomeraceae. The record is from the annotation of a GenBank genome assembly.